AUGAUAUGGAAAUUUCAAAAAUGUUUUAUUAGUAGUUGGAUAUCGACCAGGAAAUUAGAACACGAUGAUUUAAACUAUAUUUUAUCUAUAUCCCAAGAGUUGAAGAAAUCUCCUAAAAAACAACGUAAACAUUUUUCGGACUUUAAAGGUGCAAAAAAUGCUAAAAUUGCUUUAAUACUUCAACAACCAAACGUUUACGUUCAAACUCCAGCAAUUUUAGGAUCGAAACUUCUCGAUGUUAAAUUGAACACGAUCAUUGAUCAGCAUUGGGAUGAACAAGAAAAUGUUCAGGAUCUACCAUCAAAUUUCUCAGUGCCAUUAAUUUGUAUACAAAGCUCUUAUUAUAAACUUUUAAAAUGUUUAGCUGAUUUUAUGGCUAUUUCAAACCAUUUUAACGGCUUAAAAGGAGUUAAAUUAUGUUGGAUUGGGCCUCCAACAGCUUUAUUUAACACUUACAUGCUUCUCGGCCCAAAACUUGGCAUGGAUAUUAGUUUUUUCUGCGGUUUUUGUAAAGAUUCGCCGUUAACCCCCGCUGUAUUUAAAGAUGCUAAAGAAAUUUGCGCCACUACGAACACCGCUAUGAAACAAUGUAAUAGUUUAGAAGAAGCUAUAAAAGAUGCGAACGUUGUAGUAACUACAUGUAACAUUGAACCUGAUUUAAAACUUUCAUUGAAAGCUAUAACGAAUGGUUGUAAUAAAAAUUGGCACGUUUUAACUGAUUUACCGAGAUGUACGAACGAAAUGGACGAAGAAGUUUUUGUUCAUCGAAAUUGUUUAGUUUGGGAAGCUAUGGAUAAUAUGAAGUGGGUAUUUUCAGCGUUUUCAAUAAAUGGAAUUCUUGAAAAAAAUAAAAAUAAAUAA
Molecule: messenger RNA, 861 nt
Organism: Onthophagus taurus
Lineage: Eukaryota; Metazoa; Arthropoda; Insecta; Coleoptera; Scarabaeidae
Source: RefSeq, a predicted model, not a curated record